AUGAAGCCCUUUCUCUUGGCCAGUAUUGCAGUGUUUCAAUGGAUUCCCGGGUCACUGGGAGUCCCAGGUCACAAGUCAGACGACACAACGCCUUUCGCUACCGUCAAAAAUGGCACGUAUCGAGGAGUUCACUCAAAUGACUAUAAGCAAGACUUUUUCUUAGGCAUUCCUUUUGCUAAGCCUCCCGUCGGCGAUCUACGAUUCCGAAACCCUCGAUCAUACGACACGACUUGGAAAGGAACCCGUGAUGCGAACAAGUACUCUCCUGCUUGUGUGGGCUAUGGAGAUUGUUUGUACCUGAACGUCAUAAGACCUUCAGGCCACUACAACGAGAAACUCCCGGUGGCAGUAUGGAUUCAUGGUGGAGGUUACUACCAAGGCAGUGGGGUCGACCUCCGCUACAACCUCACCUUCAUCGUCGAACAAUCCGUCAAGAUCGGCCAUCCCAUCAUCGCGGUCAACAUAAACUAUCGUCUUGGUGCGUUUGGAUUUCUCAACUCAGCCGAAGCUUUCGAGACUGGUGACUCAAACAUGGGUUUUCGAGAUCAGAGAUUAUCCUUGCAUUGGAUCCAUGAGAACAUUGCCGCCUUUGGAGGUGAUCCGUCCAAGGUGACCAUCUGGGGCCAAAGCGCUGGUGCUGCGUCUGUUGGUGCUCAGAUUCUGGCCUAUAAUGGCCGUGAUGACAAGCUUUUCCGCUCAGCUAUCCUACAGAGUGGCGCACCCAUCUCUCUUGCAUCUCAAUCUGACCUGUCGGAGGAUUUGUACAAGCUACUUCUCAAGAACACUAGCUGUAGCUCGCUCGAAUGUCUACGAUCUCUGCCUUUCGUUGAUCUCAAUAAAGCACUCAACAGUACCGCCUUUUCCGGAUGGAAUCCAAAGAUAGAUGGAGACUUUGUGGCCAGACACUCUUCCCAGCAGUUGCGAGAUGGCGCAUUCGUCAAGGUUCCAAUCAUUAUCGGCGCGACCACCGACGAAGGGACAAGUUUCUCGAAGUUGGGAAUCAACACAACUGCACAGUUCAUUGCAGCCAUAGAGAACUCGUCUCCGCCUAUCAACAAAUAUUUUGCUCGAAAAAUUGCUAAAGCCUAUCCCGAACAAAGCCGAGACCAAGUCCUUCACAAUCUUGCGUCUGACUGGGUACCCCCUCCCAACUAUGGUAAACAGUUCCGAAGAGCGGCCACUUACUACGGGGACGUCAAUAUGGUGGCACCGAGAAGACUCGCUGCUGAGGUUUGGGCAGACAAGGGUCUGCCUGUUUACUCAUAUCGAUUCGAUGCGAUUCCCGCAUGGGCUACCUUUAUCCAGGGAGCAACCCACUUCGUCGACGUGGCAUUCUCCAUGAUAAACCUCAACGGCACAGGCUACGCACCAAUCCGCAAACCGCCCUUUCUCGGCCUUCCAGAGUCGUACAGGGAUCUUGCAAGGCUCAUGUCUGGCGAUUUUGCUAAAUUUAUGGCAACUGGAGAUCCAAACGGUUGGGAGGGUCGAAAAGAUUCCAUGAAAAGUCUAGGCAAGCCAAUUCCUGCUUGGCCAGUUUACAAAACGAGAGGGCAUAGUUUUCCGCAAAACUUUGUGUACCAGGGAAAUCUCAGUAGCACGGUCGAAAAGGAUGGUUGGCGGAGGAAUUCAAUCGCGCUUCUCAAUUCUGUUAAUAUGGAUGUUUAUGAUCGGUAG
Molecule: messenger RNA, 1674 nt
Organism: Fusarium graminearum PH-1
Lineage: Eukaryota; Fungi; Ascomycota; Sordariomycetes; Hypocreales; Nectriaceae
Exons: 2
Coding region: 1-1674 (557 amino acids)
Molecular function (GO): carboxylic ester hydrolase activity
Source: RefSeq, a predicted model, not a curated record